This is a messenger RNA of Ruditapes philippinarum (Manila clam), 2460 nucleotides long. RefSeq lists its product as uncharacterized. Bases 732 to 2087 code for a protein of 451 amino acids. The transcript has 3 exons. NCBI's taxonomy places the organism in Eukaryota, Metazoa, Mollusca, Bivalvia, Venerida, Veneridae. The record is from RefSeq and is a predicted model, not a curated record.
AUUAUAUAGUUCAUACAAAUUUAAGCUAUCACAGAUCAACAUAAAUGAUAUGAAAUGGAUUUUAGAAGUGUUUUAAUUCCUCGCGAAAAGUUUCCGCGCUUCGACAACGCAUCUGCAAAAACUACAAAAUUACAAUCUAGAUACAUUACUUUAAUGCGCGAGGGAAAAUGUGUGCAAGAAAAGAAAUACGCUACGAUAGUGUUGUGUAAGAGAAAAAGUGAUACUAAUUUUCCUGUAAGACUAAAUUCUUUAAUGUCUGAAAUUUAUAAUUCCUCAGAUAGUUUUGAAGGACACAUAUUUGAUUCCAGCAAUAGUGACUGUUUUCUACAGGCAGGGAUGAAAAAUGAGGCCUCUGUGUAUGUGUUCAUCGCUAAUGAUAAAGAAAAAAGUGAAAUAAAGUUUCUAAGCAAAUAUAAAAUUCCCAUGAUACUUUUAGCUAUCAACCAAGAUGCUAAAACAAAAAUUGAGGAUAAAUAUUUUGGUAAAAUGAAUAUUACGGUUGUUACAAGAGAAAACUUAUUGGGAGAAAUUGAUGAUUUAUUAGAACGGAUAUCCUUGGAACCAUUGAAAGCAAUCUGUGAACAUUGUUAUGAUAUGUUCCAUAAGAACAUCUCAACCAAUACAGAGAAACAUGUUCAUGAAAAUGGGGAUGAACCAAAUAAAUUGUCAAAAAUAAUAAAAAAAAGAAACAAAACAUUCAAAGUAAUGGUAUUCAUAGUGACAAACAAUCAAUGAUUAACCCAGUGCAACGCAAGCUUGGAAUUUCUACUGUAACUAGUGGGUCAAGUACAAAUGAUAAAACUGAGAGAAUUACUAACGGUUCGACAUCAAAAUGUACAGAUGUAAUAAAAAAGGACAUAUCUUUUAAAACUUUGACAGCCAUAUAUACGAGAACAAGGUCACAUCUUAGAAUUGCUAGCAAUACUAACGGUUUCAAUGAUUGCGGCCUGGGUACAGACGUUGACGAAAAUACACGGUUCUCUCUAGGGAAGUCUAAAAAGAGGCCCAUAGACACUAAUGGGAGUAUCUUAAAAGAAGAUUAUAAAAGAAAGGAUCAUCCGAACAUAGCAGAGAAUGCAGAGCAACUUCUAGAAGCGAUUCUGGCUGUAUAUGGAAUGAGUAAUGUUGCAGAAGUAUACAGACCUAGAGUUCCAAAACUUAAUAAAAAGAUCAAUGAACAGAUGACGGAAGAAUUGUUUAAGAUUUGUCCAACAGUCAAAAGAAUAGGGUAUCGCUAUCGCACAUUUUACAUAUAUGCAGUUCAGCCAUUGACAUUAAAUGAAGAAAAGAUCCGAAAUAAUAAAAUCCGUAUGGUACUUGAGAAGUAUGAAAUAUUUCCUUUUAAAAUAGCACAAUGUGGUGAGAAAAUACAAGAGUUUAUGCAUACGGGUGCAAAAAUAGAGGCAAAAUCAUCUGAAAAAUGCAUUUCUUUGAGAUCAAAGACCGUAUCUAAAAUUUCAAAAGGCGGAACACUUGGUGGCUUCGCAAAGACAAAGGAAGGAAACCAACAAUACUGUCUCCUCGCAAAACAUGUUACCGAAGACUGCAACGACGUAUAUUAUGUUGAGAAUGGUAACGAGAUAAUUUUCGGUGUCAUGAAACCAGAGACAAACAAUCAUUAUGAAAGAGGUUUAGAUAUCUCAGCAGCUGUUAUAAAUGAGCCAGUUGGUGAAGAAAGCACGAAAUUUAAAGAUACCCGCGGACAACCAUUAAGGGGUAGAUUACAUGGAUACAAUGUUAAUGAGGAGGAUGAUAUUUGUAGAAGUGGACAGUCAGUGCAUAUUCAUGGUGCGAUGUCAAAACCUGGUGUGGGUGAAAUUACAAUGCCUAUUGUACUAAGUGGUUUGACUUCUCCAUUGAUUCAAAUUGAGGACAUUGCUAGCAGCUCUAAACACUUUGCAGAGAAGGGCGACAGUGGAGCCGUUGUAUGUGUAGAAGACCCUGGAAGGAGACAUGUUCAUGCAUUGGGUAUGGUCAUGGGAGAUGCUUUAAGUGUACCUUCCAGGCGUACAUAUUUAGCUUUGCCAUUAUCAAAAGGAAUACAGCAAAUUGAAGAGCAGACGAAGUCUCAAUUAGAACUUAUGUAGUAGCCAUGUUCGUUGUCUGUAAAGAAUGCUAAAUUUACACUCCAAAAUUUAAGGCGAUGCUAUCGUAGGUAUAAACUUCAAUAGACAGUGGGAAAUUGUAGAUUUUCAUCUGUUGAUGUUUUAUUAUUAUCAUUGUUAUUAUUAUUAUUAUCAUUAUUAUUAUUAUUGAAACUUUCAUCAAUGUUUUUAACCAAUAAUGUACUUAUUGUGUCACAGUCACAUAUUGUCACAGAUGUUGUAUAAAAUUGUAUUUGUUCCAUUGAUUUAUUACUACUGUUCCGUAUAUUUCUUCAGUUUCAUUACAAUAACUUGUUUCAGCAUAACUCAUUUCGAUUUUAAAAAUGUCUAUCAAUCAUAAGGCAUAUACAAGUAU